Messenger RNA from Sturnus vulgaris (Common starling), 1524 nucleotides. RefSeq names its product transmembrane protein 231 (gene TMEM231). Gene Ontology annotation, cellular component: ciliary membrane; ciliary transition zone. NCBI's taxonomy places the organism in Eukaryota, Metazoa, Chordata, Aves, Passeriformes, Sturnidae. Gene Ontology annotation, biological process: cilium assembly; regulation of protein localization. The record is from RefSeq and is a predicted model, not a curated record.
GGCUGGUGAGAGUGCGGGGAGCGGUGGUGCUGAGGCACCUGGGGCUGCUCGCCAUGGCUGGCGUGGACCUGUUCUCGCAUCCCGCGCUGUACACGCGCUACCGGGCUGGGCUCUGCUCCGCCGCUGCACUGGCGCUGUUGCUCAUCACGGCGCUCACCUAUGUGCCGCCGCUGCUGGUGGCCUACCGCAGCCACGGUUUCUGGCUGAAGCAGAGCGCGUACCUGGAGCAGCCCACUGUUCGUUUCCGGUACGAGGUUCUCUUCGUCGCCACCAUGGGGUCCGGCCCGGGCAGCUUCUUGGCGUGGAGCACAUUCCCAGCGUUCAACAGGCUCCAGGAGGACCGGCUUCGAGUCCCGCUCCUGUCGACUAGAGAAGAAGACAAAAAUCAAGAUGGCAAAAUGGAUCAGUUGCAUUUUAAAUUGGAACUUCCACUACGACCAACAGAGCACGUAGUUGGCAUUCAGCUGAUUCUACUCUUCUCCUACCAACUUUAUAGAAUGUCAACAUUUGUGAUGCAGAGCAUGGCUUUUCUUCAGUUUUUUUCUCCUGUGCCAGGGUCUCAACUCUAUGUGAAUGGAGACUUGAAAUUAAACCAGAGGCAAUUACUUAACCACUGUGGAUUGGACACCAGAUACAAUGUGUCUGUGGUCAAUGGCACAAGUCCUUUUGCAAGUGACUAUGACCUAGCAAAUAUCAUUGCAGCAUAUUGGGAUAGAAAUGUGACAACAGUCUUUUCAGAUUCCAGCCCUGUUUGGAUGACUGGAAGAGCAAGAGAUACACCAUUUAUCAUUAAUGCCACCAUUCAUUACCCAGUGGAAGUUAUCUUAUAUCAGCCAGGAUUUUGGGAAAUUAUUAAAUUUGCCUGGAUCCAGUAUGUCAGCAUCCUCCUUAUCUUUCUUUGGGUGUUCGGUAGGAUUAAGACGUUUUUGUUUCAGAAUCAGGUGUUGACUACAAUUCCAGUAUCACCAGUUCUGCCUGUAUCUCCAGUACUGUCCUACAAACAGCACCAGUCCUGAAGAGAUACCUGAGAACACUUUAUAGAAAUGCCAUUCAAAAAUAGUUACCUGAUUUUAUUCUCUCUACACUUCUUACUUUAGAAGAUCAGAAUUUUUUAAGUAUGUUCCAAGUAUGCUCUGUUUGUGCUUCCUUUUUAAAACACAGGUUCAUUCAUCUUAUUUCUUUAGGAACACUGCUUUGGAGCUGGAAAUUUUAUAUUUUUGACAGUUAAAGAAGAGCCUAGGGUUUUUUUUUGCAACUGGAACAUGCCUCAAAAAACAUCUUGAAAACUGAAAAUAAUAUGCUAAAAGUAACAACAUUAACUGUUUUUACUUAUUGUAAAUCAACUGCAGUCUUAGAGUUGUCAAGAGUUAUUUGUACAUGCAUUUAUGUGCACUGUGAGGUGAAAAAAAAUGCAUGGAUGAGUUAAGGUCAGAGAUGUGCUUCUGUAACGGUGGCUAUACAUACUCACCAAUUUAAUUAUUAAAUUGGAUUAUUAAUAAAUUCAAGGUUGAUAUGAGAAACCAA